This is a messenger RNA of Sphaeramia orbicularis (orbiculate cardinalfish), 756 nucleotides long. Its product is annotated as deleted in azoospermia-like. Gene Ontology annotation, biological process: 3'-UTR-mediated mRNA stabilization; positive regulation of translational initiation. Gene Ontology annotation, molecular function: mRNA 3'-UTR binding; translation activator activity. Gene Ontology annotation, cellular component: cytoplasm. The transcript has 9 exons. NCBI's taxonomy places the organism in Eukaryota, Metazoa, Chordata, Actinopteri, Kurtiformes, Apogonidae. The record is from RefSeq and is a predicted model, not a curated record. The coding region runs from base 1 to 756 and encodes 251 amino acids.
AUGCUAAAUGACAACUGUCACCCUGUGCAUCAGCCAGAAAGAGGGGAGGAGCUUCUGCCCACUCAGCAUCCACACAACAGGUACCUACCUUUUCCGUAUCCCCGCAAUCAGAGAAGGCGUACCCAGACUUCACCUGCCUCUGGGAUGGCAAAUGGGUUCAUUCUACCUAAGGGCACAGUGACUCCCAAUGCCGUGUUUGUUGGUGGCAUUAAUAUGAAGGUGGAUGUAAAUGAUCUCCAGGACUUAUUUGCACAAUUUGGCUCUGUCAAGGAAGUAAAAAUUAUCACAUACCGUGGAGGGGUCUGCAAAGGGUACGCGUUUGUGUACUUCAGUGAAGAUGUCAACAUUCAGUCAAUCAUUGAGCAACAGAUCAGUUUCAAGGGCCGGACAUUCAAGUUAGGCCCCGCCAUAGUGAAGGACAGGAGUGCUCGGCCUAGGCCAUCCAACCUGAUUGGCCCGGCUCCUUGGAUGAACCCCACUCAGUACUUGUACUGCUCUUGCUGCUCACCUAUGGAAGGGGUUAUGGCACAACCUUCACCUGUGCUCAGCAGAGAUAGCCCUUACUAUCAGCCCUACCCAUAUUCCAGUUUUGAAGGGAUCAUGUACCCACAGAUGCUGAUGAACUAUGAACAGAAUGCCUAUUCCUACCAGUACACCCCACCUUACUGGAUGGCGGGCCAGAGGACACAGCCUCUCAAUCAGAGCUAUGUGGAUUCUCCAUACGAUGAUGAUGGUGCUGCAGUUCACAUUUACUGA